AUGAAUUGGUUAGGUAAGAAAAAUAAUCAAAGAAAUCGUGCCCGAACAGCUCCAGCUUCGCGUCCUUUAUUUCUUUCGUCACCGUUUAUCGAUGCUUCUUUGGUUGAAGGAAGUUUUAAAAAAAUUGUUGUAUUGCCUAAAUAUGUAGAUGAAGACGAAUGGUUAGCUGUAAACGUAUUUGAAUUCUUUAAUUAUCUUAACAUGUUUUAUGGAACAGUUACCGAUUUCUGCACGCCAUUAAACUGCCCUACUAUGAGUACAGGUUCUGGGUUUGAACCUUAUACAUGGACAGAUCAAACUCAAAAAAAAAAUAAGUUACCAGCUCCAACAUACAUAGAUUAUGUAAUGACUUGGGUUCAAAAUCUUAUCAAUGAUGAAAAUGUUUUCCCAACAAAAGCUGGACGUGAUUUCCCUAAAGAUUUUCAACAAAUUGUCAGAACGAUAUUCAAACAAUGUUUUAGAGUUUUCGCUCACAUUUAUUAUCAACACUAUGAACAAAUAUUACAUUUACGUGAAGAAAAACAUUUUAAUUCUUUAUUUGCACAUUUUAUUUCUUUCGCUAAAGAAUUUAAUUUGUUACCUGAUAAAAAGGAAUUGGCUCCUUUGGAAGAAUUAAUUACACAUAUGGAAAAUAAUGGGAGAAUUAGUUAA
Molecule: messenger RNA, 651 nt
Organism: Funneliformis geosporum
Lineage: Eukaryota; Fungi; Glomeromycota; Glomeromycetes; Glomerales; Glomeraceae
Source: the annotation of a GenBank genome assembly